Molecule: messenger RNA, 3890 nt
Organism: Oryzias melastigma (Indian medaka)
Lineage: Eukaryota; Metazoa; Chordata; Actinopteri; Beloniformes; Adrianichthyidae
Product: discoidin domain-containing receptor 2
Exons: 16
Coding region: 137-2803 (888 amino acids)
Biological process (GO): protein phosphorylation; positive regulation of kinase activity; cell surface receptor protein tyrosine kinase signaling pathway
Cellular component (GO): signaling receptor complex; membrane
Molecular function (GO): protein tyrosine kinase collagen receptor activity; ATP binding; collagen binding
Source: RefSeq, a predicted model, not a curated record
AUCAGAGGAAUUCCUUCCAAAGAAGAGGUCAGACUGUGGCGCUGCUGCAGUCAUCAGCUCCCAGAAGACGUGGAAUAUUACUGAACACAAAUGAUCACAGCAGGAGAGAAGAACUUUUAGACGAGAGACGAGGAUCAUGGAGUUUAAAGUAAUCCGGCUUUUUGUUCUGUUUGUGGCAACUGCGAAAGCUCAAGUCAACCCAGAAGUGUGCCGCUAUCCUCUUGGAAUGACGGGAGGCCAGAUUCAAGAUGAGGACAUCUCUGCCUCCAGCUACUGGUCUGAGUCCACUGCAGCAAAAUUUGGAAGGCAACUUUUAUUCCAUUUUUAUUUUUCCGUUUCUCUAUGUGGUCAGAUAAGUCUGCCUGAACGUUCCUCUCACUGUUUCUACCUCUUUUUUUUCAGACUUGACAUUGGCGGCGGGGAUGGGGCCUGGUGUCCUGACAUUAUGUCUGAGCCGCACGGCCUCAAAGAGUAUCUCCAGGUGGACCUCAGAUCGUUGCACUUCAUCACGCUGGUGGGGACCCAAGGUCGCCACGCCGACGGCAUGGGGAACGAGUUCGCUCAAAGGUACAGGAUCAAGUACAGCCGCGAUGGCAGCAACUGGGUGAGCUGGCAGGACAGGAAGGGGCAGCAGGUCAUUGAGGGCAACAGGAACGCAUACGAUGUGGUCCUGAAGGAUCUGGAGCCUCCCAUCAUCGCUCGCUAUGUUCGCUUCAUGCCUGUCACCGACCACUCCAUGAUUGUGUGCAUGAGAGUGGAGCUGUAUGGCUGUGAAUGGCUCGAUGGUCUUGUGUCUUAUAACAUUCCAGAUGGACAGCAGAUGAUCUACAGAGACCUGGAAGUGUCCUUUAAUGACUCUGUGUAUGACGGAGCAUCGGCUGAAGGCAGUCUGACGAAAGGCCUCGGCCAGCUCACAGACGGCACCUGGGGUCUGGAUGACUUUCUGCACAGCCACAUCUAUGGCGUGUGGCCUGGCUACGACUACGUGGGGUGGAGUAACCGCACUUUCCCCAAAGGCUAUGUGGAGAUGAUCUUUGAUUUUGACCAUGUCCGAAACUUCACUUCCAUGAAGGUCCACAGCAGCAACAUGUUCAGCCGUGGAGUGAGGGUGUUCCGGCAGGUCACGUGUUUCUUCCGGUCGGAUUCGGAGUGGGAGCCCGGCCCCGUCACCUUCAGGCCCACGCCUGACAGAGUGAGCCAAAGGGCCCGAUUUGUCACCGUGACCCUCGGGGAUCGCACAGCCAAGACUAUCAAGUGUCGUUUCCACUUCAAUGAUGUGUGGAUGCUGUUCAGUGAGGUGGCCUUCCAGUCAGGUUCUGCAGUUUAUAACACAUCGAUAGGUCCUGGAAAACAUCCAAAAAACACACUACCAGUGGAUGAUCCGACUCACAAAGUGGACGACAGCAACACCAGGAUUCUGAUUGGCUGCUUGGUGGCAAUCAUAGCUAUCUUGUCAGCCAUCAUAGUGAUCAUGCUGUGGCGACAGGUUUGGCAAAAGAUGCUUGAGAAGGCAUCCCGGCGCCUUCUGGACGAUGACCUCACAGCUCGCCUAGCCAUUCAGAACCGAGCCUUCUCCUUCCGCCACUCCUCUUUAUCCAGCGACAGUGGCUCCACCUCCAACUCCACCUAUGAGAGAAUCUACCCUCUCUGCGCCGACUACCAGGAGCCUUCACGUUUGAUCCGGAAGCUGCCAGAAUUCGCUAAUUCCACAGAAAAUCUCAAGUCCAGCUCCCUCUGCACGGCUGCUACAGCAAGUGGUUCAGAUGGAGCUCCACACUAUGCAGAGGCAGACAUCAUCAGCCUGCAGGAGUCCUCAGACAGCAGCAUCACAGCUGUCAACAUGAGUCCUUUCACCGGCACUGAUCCGGCCAUGAGAGAGUUUCCCAGAGAGAAGCUCUCUUUCAAGGAGAAACUUGGAGAAGGCCAAUUUGGAGAAGUGCACUUGUGUGAGGCUGAGGGCAUGCAGGACUUUUUAGACGAGGAUCUGUCUACUGAGGAAAUCAGUAAAUCCCCUCUGCUGGUCGCUGUCAAAACUCUGAGAGAGGAUGCGAACAAGAAUGCCAGGAAUGACUUCUUGAAGGAGAUCAGGAUCAUGUCUCGUCUGAGAGACCCCAACAUUGUCCGCCUUCUGGCGGUGUGCGUGGACACAGAUCUUCUGUGGAUGAUCACAGAGUACAUGGAAAACGGAGACCUCAAUCAGUUCCUGUGCAAUCUCAGACUAAACGAAGCUCCGGAUGAAGACAAGCCAGAGCAAGAGGAGGAAAAGGGGGAUUCAAUAAGCUAUAUUAAGCUGAUCAGCAUGGCAGUACAGAUAGCUUCUGGUAUGAAGUACUUGGCCUCUCUCAACUUUGUCCACCGCGAUCUGGCGACUCGCAACUGCUUGGUUGGGAAGAACUACACCAUAAGAAUUGCCGACUUUGGUAUGAGUCGGAAUCUGUACAAAGGGGACUACUACCGCAUCCAGGGCCGAGCGGUCCUGCCAAUCCGCUGGAUGUCAUGGGAGAGCAUCCUCCUGGGUAAGUUCACAAUGGCUAGUGAUGUUUGGGCAUUUGGAGUGACUCUGUGGGAGAUCCUGACCCUGUGCAAGGAGCAGCCGUACUCCCAGCUCUCUGACGAGCAGGUCAUUGAAAACACUGGCGAAUUCUUUCGGGAUAAAGGCAAGCAGGUGUACCUGCCCAAGCCCCCCUGCUGUCCUGACACAGUCUACAACGACCUGAUGCUCACCUGCUGGAGGAGAAACGCCAAGCAGAGGCCGAGCUUUCAGGAGAUGCACGCUCAGUUGCAGGAGAGCAUGUCAGCAUAGCAGAACUGAUCUGCAAACUUUCUGCAAUGAACUGUUUGUUUCAGACAUAUGUAACAAAUCUGGGGAUGGGGGUGUACAGAACAGCUUUAACAGCUAGACUACACAGUGUGAUGUUUGUCUAUCACACAGUGCAUUCAUGCUUUGAUCUAUUUAUUAUUCACUUUUCAUUUUUUAUGCUACUCUUAUGUAUUUUAUUGCACUUUUUAAUGAAAAUAUGUUAUAAAUAUCUGGCCUAAAACUGUAUUCUUAUUUGACUAUUUUGAAAAACAAAUAUGACAUGAUGAAACCUGUAAUCUAUAUCUAGUUAAAAUGUCUAAGCAUUUUUAUGAACAAAAUAUUUAUAAUAUUAUAUUGUGGGUUUGUAGCAAACUGUUUAAACUGUUUUAUUUUAACUCUGGGGUUCUUGCAAGAAAGAAGGAGACAAAUUUGUCAUGUGCUGUUGUUUUCUGUUUUGUCUCAAAUUUGGUUUAAUUGUUAUCAGUGCAACCAAUGCUAGAAUAAGACAUUGAGUAGAUUUUUUUUCAGGCAAGUGAAAUUUGUUUUCUUCACCCAGCCUCUCUGAAUUCACCACCGCUGAUGUACAGGACCAAUCUGCAGCUAUUUAUUUUUUAUCUAUAUGUUAAAAAUUUAAUUGUUUUUUGUUUGUUUUUUAUCUUGACAUGUUAAGGGUUUAUGUCUUAUGUUAGCAGUGAAGACAGAAACUAUUUGUUUUUGUCAUUAAAAAAAUAUAUAUAUUGGCUUCACACUGAAAUUCCACAGGGCACAGUGGAUAGUUUAAAUCAAUAUAUAUAUCGUAUAGAAAAAGAUAACCUUAACUUAAAUUGACUCAAAGCAACCUACUAAUUAUUUUUAUGAUACAAAAAAGGCAUUAGACCAGAUUAAUUUCAGUUGGUCUAAGAAUGUUUUAUAGCCCCAUUGCCAAACUAAUCAAAUGAAUUGAAAUCAUAAAAUUAAACCAUUCUUCCCAGAAAAAUAGAAUAUAAGUUACUUCAUAGCGAUGUGAUGGCUUACUUAACAGCUUACCUGCAGUUGCUAAGAUGGGAAAAAAGAUUAACAAAUAUGCGUAUUAAAAUAUAUUUCCACAAUA